Molecule: messenger RNA, 1260 nt
Organism: Drosophila erecta
Lineage: Eukaryota; Metazoa; Arthropoda; Insecta; Diptera; Drosophilidae
Product: aspartic proteinase A1
Exons: 1
Coding region: 1-1260 (419 amino acids)
Biological process (GO): proteolysis; cell death
Cellular component (GO): lysosome
Molecular function (GO): aspartic-type endopeptidase activity
Source: RefSeq, a predicted model, not a curated record
AUGCAGUCUGCGCAGAAGCUCGAACUGGCACUGACCUUAGUGCUGAUUUGGGGCCUGACCCAAAGCCUGGUGGAGUCCAGAAGAUGGCAAAAGUCCGUGCAACUGAAGCUGCACAGGGAAACGAACCACAGCAAAGUGAUGGAGAGUUUUCCCAGCCAGAAGCUGAGACUCAAGGAAAAACUGAGCACGACCAACGAGCUGGUGAUAUCCUCGGCAUCUGCAUCGGACACAUCCGUGGCAAGGGAUAACCUGUUCAAUUCCCACAACACCGAGUACUACGUUACGGGCAGUUUCGGGUCGCCGGAGGCGCAGCAGGUGACCCUGCUGAUGGACACCGCCUCGGCGAAUCUGCUGGUCUACUCCUCGAAGUUUGUGACUGAGUCCUGUUCGGGGCACAGUGGCUACAGCUCCAGUGAGUCGCAAACUUAUCAGGCCAAUGGAACUGCCUUCGAGAUACAGUACGCAUCGCAGGACGUGCUAAAGGGAUUCCUCUCCACGGACACCUUCACCCUGGGAGAUCUGUCCCUCGAGAAUCAGACCUUUGCCGAAAUCAACUCGGCUCCUGCAGCCAUGUGCCAACAGUCGAAUUACGAUGGCAUCCUUGGGCUUGGACUCGUUCAGAUCGCGCUGGGUGGAGUGAAGACCCCCCUGGAAAACAUGUGGGAUCAGGGACUCAUCGACGAACCCGUCUUCUCCCUCUACGUCAACCGGAACGCCUCGGAUGCGAGUAAUGGAGGCUUCUUGCUGCUCGGGGGCUCGGAUCCCACUCUCUACCAGGGCUGCCUGACAUAUGUGCCCCUAUCCAAAGUGGCCUUUUGGCAGAUCACGGUGGGCCGAGUUGGGAUUGGGUCCAAGAAUCUCUGCUCCAACUGCCAGGCCAUCUUCGACGUGGGCACCUCCUUGAUAAUUGUGCCGUGUCCUGCUCUAAAAAUCAUAAACAAAAAACUGGGCCUUAAGGAAGCCGACAAGAAAAACGGAGUCUAUAUCAUCGACUGCAGCAAGGUGUCCAGUCUGCCGAACGUCGUCCUUAAUAUCGGAUGGAAGGACUUCACUCUCACCCCGUCCGACUACAUUCUCAACUACAGUGGAACCUGCGUAUCCGGGUUUUCCAGUCUCUCCGACUGCAAUGGCACCCAAGCCAUGAUGGAUGAUGGCGAAGAUUUGAACAGCAUGUGGGUGUUCGGCGAUGUGUUCUUUGGAGCCAUCUUCACUCUGUUCGAUUUCGGCCUCAAUUUAGUUGGCAUGGCUCCCAAGGUUUAG